Uranotaenia lowii is the source of this 1776-nucleotide messenger RNA. RefSeq lists its product as uncharacterized. The coding region runs from base 1 to 1776 and encodes 591 amino acids. NCBI's taxonomy places the organism in Eukaryota, Metazoa, Arthropoda, Insecta, Diptera, Culicidae. The transcript is spliced from 2 exons. Gene Ontology annotation, molecular function: zinc ion binding; nucleic acid binding. The record is from RefSeq and is a predicted model, not a curated record.
AUGCUAGUGAAUGAUUUAUUGAAGGAUCUCAAUCAUGUGCUUAAUCCAGUGUUGCCGGUGCAAACAAGUGCAGUGAACACAGAGUUGGAGGAAACUCGCUUGAAUGAAGCUGAAGGUGGCUUUUCUGCAGCGUUGUCAACAGGAUCGGGUCAGACGCCUACUCCACCAGGGUUUCACUUCAGUGAGGCGAUCCAGCAACAUCCAGGAGAAUCCCAACAGCAAAUACAGCCGCAACCGCAAGUUUCCGAUGAAUUAUUCCAGGCGAAGCAAUUGCAGACGCUAUUGGAUCAGCAGCGAGAGCAGAUUCAUAUGGAGCUAAAAAAGCACGAGAAUUUGAAGCUGCAGCAACAAGAAAUCAAUCGAUUCGGAUUGGCUCAAGCCACCCAACCACCUAUAUCGACAGUUCAACAACAGCAACAACAAGAUUUGCUGGAGCAACAGCAGCAACUGAUAAGGCAGCUACGAAUCAGGAAUCAACAGUUGGAGCAAGCGAACCAACAACUUCAAAGACAAACAAUGCAACAACAACAACAGGCACCAUAUCGUGAGGAACCCGUUCGUCGCAUUCCAAAGGGAAUCCACAACUGGCCGUUCAAAUUUCGUGGACAGCAGGAUACAACAUCUUUGAACGUUUUUCUUGAUAGAGUUGAGGCCUUUGCUUCCUCUGAAAACUUAGACCAAGAAACUCUCCUCGCGAAUAUAAAGCAUCUGCUUGAAAAAACCGCUCAGGAUUGGUACACCCGUGCAUUCGUCGAAGGGCGACUGACGUCGUGGGAAGAAUUCAAACGGGAGAUACGCAAGGAGUUUCUGCCAGGCAGUUACUCGCAAAUUCUUCGUCUGGAAGCGUCCUAUCGUUUCCAAGGGCAAAACGAAUCAUUUGCGGAUUUUCAUCGUGAUAUCUCCAUGCUAUUUCGCUUUAUCACUCCGCCGAUCUCGGAAGAAGACAAAAUCUUUAUAAUGAAGAAGAACAUGUGUGUGGAUUAUGCCAUCAUUGUAGCAGCAGCAAAUCCAACAUCCGUAGCUGAACUUGUUAAAAUAUGCUCCAGUUAUGACGACACACGUAGACUUCUGAACUGCCAACGGAAAAUCCCAUUCCCGCACAACAGCUUGUUGGAACCGAGUUUCGCCACCCCGUCACUACAACAGCGAACAGGUAUAGCGUCGACCAAUCAGCGAUACAGCCGGGUCAACGUAGUAGAAGAAGAUGACAGCAGAAGUGUAACCGAGGCGGUACAGCAACCAGAAAGCGAAGACCUGCUAGCAAAAAUUGAGGAACUCGAACAGCAAGUAUGUGCAUUUAAGAUGCAGUUGAAUAAGCAACGUCGAGAAGCACCAUCGAUGGGGCCAAGAGCACCGCAACAGGCAAGACCUUUUCAACGACAGCAAGAGCACCAAUUCAAUCCUCAGCGUAGACAAGAAACUGGUUAUCAACAUUUCGCAGUGCAGCCCCCAGAGAGCGCAACUUACCGAACACAAUCCAAUGAGCAGAUCGCAUACCCACAGAGACAAUUUCCGGGAAGAUUCUCACAGUUACCAACACAACAAGAAGAUCGACAAAACGCCGCUGAAUCUCUACCACAACAACAACCUACAGUGUCAGGACCUUUGUUGAAGGUUUGCUGGAACUGCGACGAGGAGGGUCAUCGUUUCAUGGACUGUUCGAGACCACAGGCUAUUCUGUUUUGCUAUCGAUGUGGCAGAAAAGGCUAUUCACUACGCAGCUGUUUCACUUGUCGUACAGAUUCGGGAAACCCGCUAGCGGAGAAUCGGCAAUAG